GGAAGUCGGUUCCUGAAGAUGCGUGAGCAGCCUGGACAGGAGAACCGCUGGCAAUUUGCCACGACCUCACCGGAACACCUUAUCUUUGGACAUGGCAAGCACGCCUGCCCUGGACGAUUCUUUGCUGGGAAUGAGAUCAAGGUUGUGUUGAUUUACUUGCUAAUGAAGUAUGAUUGGAAGUUCACGAGCGAGGGCCGCAAAGAGGAUGUUGCUUUUGGGCAGGAAUUGGAUACGGACCCAACAGCCAAGGCUAUGAUUAAAAAGAGGAAGCUGGAUAUUGUACUUUAA
Messenger RNA from Aspergillus glaucus CBS 516.65, 288 nucleotides. RefSeq lists its product as uncharacterized. Gene Ontology annotation, molecular function: heme binding; iron ion binding; monooxygenase activity. The record is from RefSeq and is a predicted model, not a curated record. NCBI's taxonomy places the organism in Eukaryota, Fungi, Ascomycota, Eurotiomycetes, Eurotiales, Aspergillaceae. The transcript has a single exon. The annotation marks the transcript as partial.